This is a messenger RNA of Cetraspora pellucida, 783 nucleotides long. The record is from the annotation of a GenBank genome assembly. NCBI's taxonomy places the organism in Eukaryota, Fungi, Glomeromycota, Glomeromycetes, Diversisporales, Gigasporaceae.
AUGACUCAUCCUGAAAUUUCGAAUGAAUUGGAAAUUUUGUCAAACGUUCAUUUUUCAUUAGAGUUCCCUACAGGCAUAGCAACGCCGGACGGUGCUGUCGGCCAAAUACCCAAAAUAAAUAGUGGACCGGUUUCAAUUCAACAUGUAUUUCAACAAAGAACGCCUCAACCACAUCCAUUAGUCCAAAUAUCAACUACCGACAGCAUUCCUCCAUUUUUCGAACAAUCCUCAGCAAUGCCAAAUUCUAUUAUAUCAUUUCCACCUUCACCUACAAGUCCACUUAAUUUUCCUUCAGGGUAUCCGUCUCCUCCUCAAAGAAUAUCACAUGAAAUAAGAAAUGAUGCAUUAUUUCCCGCACAAUUUUCUGACACUGUUGCCAACCCUUUAACUCAAAGUUCACCAACAUUUCCUAAUCAAUCAGCUGUUUGCCUUACGAACGUACCACAAAAUGGAAUGGUAACCCCUCCAAUGAUGAUGAAUGGUCACAAUUAUUAUCAUUCCUAUCACCAGAUGAUAGAUCACAGUUACGAGUAUCGUCUUAUGGCUGAAGAAAAUAAAAGACGCCGGAACACUGCUGCUUCUGCAAGAUUCCGUAUAAAAAAGAAAAUGCGUGAACAAGCUCUCGAAAAAACUUCACAAGAUAUGGCUGCAAAAGCUGAGAUGCUCGAAAAAAAAGUGCGUGAAUUGGAAAAGGAAAUAAAAUGGUUAAAAUGUUUGAUUAUCGAGAAGGAUGCCCGACUUUUGGACAUCGAACGUCCUAAAGAGCAAUUUGACCAAAAUUAA